AUAUAGUAGACGACGUAAAAAAUGAGUAUGGCGUUGAUGUUUCUUAUAUGACGGCCUGGAGGGCUAGAGAAAAGGCAAUGAAUGAAUUAAGAGGGGAACCAACAGAGUCAUACAAGAAGUUACCGGGAUAUGUGUACAUAUUGGAUAAAACAUUCCCUGGAUCACAUGUGAUAUUGCACAAAUCACAACAAAAUGAGUUCUUGUAUUUGUUUAUAGCACUUAAAGCGUUCAUAAAAGGCUUCGAGUGUUGUAGACCAAUAGUUGUAGUAGACGGUUCCCACCUUAAAACUACAUAUAACGGUACUUUUGUAUCAGCCAGCACGUUGGAUGGUGCAGGUAAUAUUCUACCAUUGGCAUAUGGUGUGAUAGAUUCAGAGAACGAUAAGUCUUGGACCUGGUUCUUUGAGCAGUUCAAACAAGCUUAUGGGAAUAGGGAUAACAUGUGUGUUGUAUCAGACAGAUAUGAGAGCAUGAUUAAGGCGGUGUCUAGCGUAUAUCCAACUGUGCCACAUUUGGCGUGCAUAUGGCAUUUAUGGAAAAAUGUGACCGCGAAAUAUAAGUCGAAUGGUGAAGUAUUGAGUCCUGUAUUCUAUGCACUUGUAAAAGCAUACACACGACAGCCGAGUUUGAUAAGGCAUGGAGAAGAUUGA
This is a messenger RNA of Lycium ferocissimum, 650 nucleotides long. RefSeq lists its product as uncharacterized. The transcript has 2 exons. The coding region runs from base 48 to 650 and encodes 200 amino acids. The record is from RefSeq and is a predicted model, not a curated record. Lineage: Eukaryota; Viridiplantae; Streptophyta; Magnoliopsida; Solanales; Solanaceae.